Molecule: messenger RNA, 1565 nt
Organism: Pelmatolapia mariae (spotted tilapia)
Lineage: Eukaryota; Metazoa; Chordata; Actinopteri; Cichliformes; Cichlidae
Product: lysophosphatidic acid receptor 6
Exons: 2
Coding region: 2-1066 (354 amino acids)
Biological process (GO): behavioral response to pain; G protein-coupled receptor signaling pathway
Cellular component (GO): membrane
Molecular function (GO): G protein-coupled receptor activity
Source: RefSeq, a predicted model, not a curated record
GAUGUCAGCACAGGAAGCUGCCUUGUGGCAAAGAUAUCAGCUCACCACAGAAGUGCUCUUCUUCUGCUUCCACUGGAUCUUUAUAAAUUUAAUCAUCAAACAGGUCACGAUGUCCAUCAGCAACACCACUACCUGCACCAAUGACAGUACGAGCCACUUCGACAUCAUCCACGUGUGCUUGUACUCCUUCAUCUUCAUCGUGGGUCUUACUUUGAAUGUUAUAGCUCUGGUAUUUUUUUUUUGUCAAAUCAAAUCCAGAUCCCCAACAGUUGUCUACAUGACCAACCUGACCAUGGCGGACUUUUUACUCAUCCUCACAUUGCCAGUGAGAAUCUACUACCACCUUGGAUUAGAAGGCAUUCCUCCGGUGUUGUGUGAUUGCCUUGGCUUGAUCCUGAAGGCCAACAUGUAUGGGAGCAUCUUAUUCCUCGCUUGUAUUUGCUUUGACCGCUGUGUCGCUGUCAGCUUUCCUAUGUCUACAAGAAUUCAGAGAGCAAGACAGAAGUCACGGUUGAUUUGUCUUGGAGUCUGGAUCCUGUCCUUUGGUCCAAGUGUGCCAAUCUACUUCCUCAAGCGUGAAAAUGUUUCUUUAAAUGUUACUAAACAUUGUUUUGAUAACCCACCGGUUUAUGCCACACAACCAGCCGUAGUUUUUUCCACUUUAUUUCUGGGGUUUGGGCUCCCUUUAGCAAUUAUGCUAAUAUGCUCCUGGAUAUUGGUUCAUACAGUUCAAAAAAGCACUGUGGCUCAGACAAAUCUGGUGGACAGCAGAAAGAUCCGGAGGAUGAUCGCUACAAGUCUGCUUAUUUUCCUAUUCAGUUUCUCUCCAUACCAUGUUACCCUAGUUGUCCUCUCCCUGCACAGAGAGACUAUAACCUCUAGAAGUUGUAGCGGUAUGCAGCCCAUGUUGGCUGCAUACCGCUACAGCCUGGUGGUGGCUUGUCUAAACACAGUGCUUAACCCCAUUGCGUAUUAUUUCACCACAGAUACCUUCAGGAAGAACAUGGUGAUAGGCACUGUUCAAAAGGUGUUCCCCCUGUACAAUCUGAGUUCAGGGCAGAGAUAGCUGAGUGCUCACAAUAGCUGAAAAAUGCUGGAGGAUCUCUUAGUCCCACUUAGCUCCAUGGGUCACUGUUAUCCUGAAAGGUGCAUUCUGGGCAUGUUUUCCUCACCAACAUCAUCACCAGCACGAGUUCUGUUUUUCUCCUUUGUGCUCUUUCUAUCAAAUUUGAUGAAAUACAAGCAGACUGUGAAAUGACUUUUGCUUUUGUCUAUAUUGUUACUCAACCUUUAACGUCUUAUUUAUGAGGUGUUCUUUAAAUGAGGGUCCUUCCAAAAGGUUCUUAACUCACUGGCAUUAAUUUUAGUUUAAUAUCAAACCUACACCACAGCACAGUGCAGCCAGAGACACUGUUUCACCAACCACCAAGGCAAGUAUUAUGCUUGCACAAUACUAAGCCACCACAGGAAAGUGUAUGGUGGUUUCUCCACACCAACACAUCUUGCAUAAUCUUGUAUAUACUAUGUCUUCACAAAGGUCAUAAAGGGUUUUUUUCACCACACAA